UUGCGGCAGCGUAUAGCGUGCGCGCUCCCGACCGCGGCUCCGGCCCUGUCAGCCCCAGUCACGGCGGCGCGUGCUCAGUACAGAAUGGCGGCUCUUUUGGAAUCGCUGCUACAAAAGAAGGUGGAGGCGGAGGAGGCCGUGCGGUGGCUCAGGCACGGUCAGCAGGGUGAAGAACUCUCCCGGUGUAAGGCCCUGGUGAUAGAAAGGCUGCAGAGACAAGAGUUUGUACCGUUUCUUUUGAACUUCCUGAGGGAGCAGAGCAGUCAUGCCCUGGCCAAUGGGCCAGCCACCCCUGCAAAGAUGCCAGGCUCCUGCCCCAUUCGUACCCAAGGUUUCUCCAGUGAGCGUAGGGGAUGCAAGAUUGGCACCGGCUCUGGACUCCGUAGUACCAGCCGGGUACAGCUGUUUUCUCCAACUCCCUCGCUUUCCCCCGGGAGUGGCACCGAGGGGGAUAAUCCACAGGGGGCCCUUAGUGGCAUCAGUGCCAUGAGCAGUCCAUCCUUCAGCUCGGGAUGGAGUCCUGGCCCCAGAGCGCCCCCUUCAGAGCGCCGCUCAGAGCAACGGCCCAGCCUGGGCGACUUUAUGCUGUCGCCGCCAGAGGUGCAGGGUCACAUGUCACAGCGGCGUGGACGGCGGAGAAGCAGCGGGACAGUGGCCCACCAGGGGCGGCAGUCGGGGGGGCGUGGCUGGUCUGAUGAUGCGGGGAGGAGGAGUGCUGGCGGGGCGGGGGGCAAGAUGAACACCUCGUUGUCGCCUACGAUUGUCCAGUUGAACUUCAACAACCUGGAGGAUUUCCCGCCGGUUGGAGCAUCUACUCCCUCGCCAGUGUUAAUCAAACCAUCUCGCCGCAUCAAUCCCACCCCAGUCAGCGGAGAGCGUCCGCUCUCCAAGCCCAAGAACUGCUUCACCUCCACCCCCUUCAGAGAGCCGUCCAUCCCUGCCACCGUCCCGGGGGGAGCAGAGGCAGCGACGCAGGUUGCUGGGGGGCUACACAGCCUGGAGGAAGAACGGGAGCUGCUCAGGAGAGAGAAAUCUAAAAUCGCUCAGCAGGCCUGCUCCCCUGUCAAGUCAGCCCCAGAUCCCUGUACCCCCACUAAACCAGGGGUCAAGCCCAGGGCAUCCCCUGAUGUGCAGGUCACACCUGAUCCCUCCAAGGUGACCUUCAUGCCUGAGCUUGACCUGCUGGCCCAGCUGUACUGCGUCUGCAUUUCAGAGAAUUUGGUGCCUAAUGUAUUCCUGGAGCUGUUCUUCCUCCUCCAGCUGCUAACCUCACGGACUCAGCCCGUCGCUGAGACGGAAGAGGAGGGUCCCCAAGCGACAGGUGCCUGUACAGAUGUGCUUGAGAUCCGCUACCUUGGAAGUCUGCACAAUUGUGUCUACUUUGCUGUGAAGGUACUGGAGAACCAGUUUGAGCUUGUGUGUCACCUGGACAAGGGCACCCUGCGGCUGCUGGCAGAGAACGAAAGGCUGGGCUCCUUCUCCCCCAGCCUGCGUGAGCGGCUGACGCAGGCCCAGGAGACCCGCAGAGCCAAGGCGGCUCCCACACUUCCUCCAUUCAUGCAGUCAGUGUCCUUCCAGCCAGCGACAGAUAAUCGCUCCAACUUCAGCAGCGAUAAGGCCUUCCACACCUUCAAGAAGCAGAGGGACGUAUUCUACGAGCUGCUGCGGGAGUGGGAGGAUAAUCACCAGGAACCAGGCUGGGAGUUUGAGCGAGUGCUCGGCAGGAAAGUCAGGGAGAUGGUCAGCCAGAUGUCUGUGGCAGGGAAUCAUUCUCAUUUUGCCCGGCUCUUCCAAAAGCAGCUGGUUCAGAUGUGCAAGGCCCAGCAGGUGACGGGAUCCCCGGGGGACGCCCCUGGCCCCGACCUCCUGGGCAUCCUUGGAGCGGACAGCCUUGGCCGCCUGAAGCGCUUGCAGGAGCGCCUCAUCCAGCCCCAGGGGCUCACCGGACCCUGUCCCCCACCUUCCUUUCCUGGCCACCAAGAAUUCUUCCGGGACUUCCUGCGGACAGCUGGCAGCUGCCAGCUUAACCAGCACCUGACAGACAGCCUGUGUCAGCAGCUGCUUCAGUUGGAUGAAGUUGCCAUCCUGGAUCUGGGUGGAACGGAAGAGGAGGGGGAAGGUGAAGGAGACAUGGAGCAGCAGGACGAGAAGCAGAGGUUUUCCUCUGUUCUCCUUACUGCCCGACUCUUGGCCAAGUUCCUUGGCUUCAUCACCUUCCUACCUUAUCAGACUACUGAGCCUCCAGCAAGAGAGGUCCAGGAGGCUGCCAUAGCCCUGCGCAACAAUAGGUGUCCAGUGCUGGAUGUCUGCGCAGUGCUGCGCAGGUCUGUGCGCAGCCGACGCCUGGUGCUAACGGUUCCGUGGCUGGUGGAGUUCCUGUCCAUGCUGGACUUCUGUGGACCUUUCCUGCAGUGCUACAGGACUGUGCUGGGCAUGUUGCUGCAUAUCUACAGGCGACAGGCAUUGGCGCAGCGAGGAAACAUGUGUUACCUGAAUCAGCUACUGCUUGUGGCUGUCCUGGGCUGGCUCUUCCAGAUUCCAGUGUUCCCAGAGGACCUGUUUUUCCGCAGUGACUUUGAGGUGGUGAUGGAGGAUGGCGCCACUGCUCAGGGACUGGAUGGUCUUCCUUUAGUGGACCAGCAGAUCCUCUACACCUGCUGCCCCUAUCUUAGCGAGUUUCGCAAACUUCUGGCUGCUUUUGUGGCCGGAAGCAUGGCCAAGAGCGGGGGCCUGAUCCGAAAAAUCACCCCCACCUCUGCAGAGCCUCGGGGGCCCCCAGCCGUGCGUUCGCAGCAGAAGCUACAGGCAGAGCUCGAGCAGGCCUUCUUCCACAACCAGCCCCCGUCUCUCCGCCGGACUGUGCAGUUCGUAGCCGAGAGAGUGGGAUCCAACUGUGUCAAGCACAUCAAAGCCACACUGGUUCUGGAGCUGGUCCAAAGCGGGGAGAAGAUGCUGAGGGAGAAGCUGGGGGCCGGUGACGCCGCUGCGGCGGCUGCACUGAAGCUGAGCGACGCUGUGUGUGCGCAGCUGUGCGACGCGGGGAUGCAGGCGCUAGAACGUGCCACCAGGUUUUGCAGUGACAAAGGUCCGGAAGCGAUCCGGAUCCUUCUGCCCGAAGACACCUCCCCUGCAGUUCUCGCCACGUCGGAGCACGUCACAGUACGCCUGGCCACUGAGAAGGCCUGCAGCUGGCUGUCCAGCAACAUAGCAGCCUUAAUCAAGCGAGAGUGGAAGAGCGCGUUCCAGCGGAUCAUGAAGGCCCAGCCGUCUUCGCCUACAGCACAGGGUGAAGCAGCUGUGGUCUGGGAACAGCCACCUUUUCAUGGAGCAGAUACCAAAAAGCACAUGGCUUCUCACUGCCCUGUCGGCUGUACUCACAAAGCCUCUCUUCCAUCAGAUAUUAUCAUUGAGAUGAAGGAAGCCCUGAGCAUCGCUGUGGGCCCUAGGUACGAGGGAGAGCAUCUGAGCCACCAAGCGCUCCAGGACCUGCUGCAGAGGGUCGGCAAGACCCUGAGCUGCAGGGAGUUCCUGACCCCAGUGUCCGAACAAAUGAUUCUGCACUGUAGCGUCCUGCUGGCCUGCAAGCUGGUGUCUGGCGAGUUGCCCUUAAGCGCCCGGCUGACAGUACCUGAGCCUGAUGAGACCAGUGAGCAGAGUCUCAGUCCUGUCUGUGCCUUGCUGCAGCAGUUAGUUGACCUGUGGAGACGAGAUCCAUGUCCCCCGACCCCCUGUCACACUCUGUUCACAGAGACCGUAAUUACCAAAGUCUUGAGUGCCGGAGAAACAAACUGGCAUGCCUUCAAGUUCCUUGCUAGGCGGUUGCUGGAGAGCCGGUUGUUGAGUGAAGAAACACUGUCCCGUUGGGAGAAGCUGUCAAAACUACCAUGGCCAUCUGACUCUAUGAAGAAGAUUGAAGAAUUGGCCUCAGUUCUUUCUGUCCUGUCACUGCAGAGCCGCCAAGACACAAUGCACUGCCCUGAGUAGCCAGCAGAUGGCGCUACCUACCAGAGUUCAAGGGAUGCUGCAGUUCCUUUAUUAGUCGAUGCAUAGCGCUAUUGUCCGUCCACGCAUUUUCCACUGAGAGCACCUUUCACAUAUCAUCCAUAAAUACUAUGUUGCAGGUAAAUAUCACAGGCAUUUUCAAUCCUAUAUCCUUUUCCUCAUUUACUUGAGAUUAGGUUGAGGAUCUUUGUGUGGAAGCUUUAUCCAGAUGAAACUUAUUUUCCAGGAGACUGAAUGAUCGCACUGGUUUUAUUAUGAUAUAUACACAACGUUUAGCUUUUGGAUUCCUGAUGGAGUGUGCCUUGUAACAAAUACCCUCCCCGAAUCAUAAUACAACGCUGUUGAAAAAUAAUGACCUUUACCUUUGCAUCGACCUGCUGAUCUUUCUGCUGCCUGUGUUUUUCUGUUUGUCUGUUUUUCAUGAAUGCAAUUUGAAUGCAUUUGUGAUGGGCUUUUAUAGUUCAUAUUGGACUUUGUAAAUUGUACCGAUUUUAAACUGUUAAAUGUUGAUUAUGUACAAUAAAUAUAAUAAAGACAUUUUAGAAUUCUGAA
Messenger RNA from Paramormyrops kingsleyae, 4554 nucleotides. It is a transcript of the gene cdan1, whose product is annotated as codanin 1. Gene Ontology annotation, cellular component: nucleus. Gene Ontology annotation, biological process: chromatin organization. Lineage: Eukaryota; Metazoa; Chordata; Actinopteri; Osteoglossiformes; Mormyridae. The record is from RefSeq and is a predicted model, not a curated record.